This is a messenger RNA of Paramacrobiotus metropolitanus, 3398 nucleotides long. RefSeq lists its product as uncharacterized. The transcript has 8 exons. Gene Ontology annotation, molecular function: guanylate cyclase activity; peptide receptor activity. The coding region runs from base 587 to 2629 and encodes 680 amino acids. Gene Ontology annotation, biological process: cGMP biosynthetic process; intracellular signal transduction; receptor guanylyl cyclase signaling pathway. The record is from RefSeq and is a predicted model, not a curated record. Lineage: Eukaryota; Metazoa; Tardigrada; Eutardigrada; Parachela; Macrobiotidae.
CUGCACCGUGAGCGAGUCUAAGAAUAAAGAGCACCUUAAUUGCCGUAGUAAUCGCUUGGACUUUUUAGCGCUACUAGACCUAUCAAUCUUGUAUCCCUACCUUCAUGACAAGGGGAAAUGCUUUGUGACAGUUUGAGUUCUGCAGUCCGUUUUCCCGGUUUUUCGACUUUAGAGAGGUUGCAAUUUUCUCUCGUGCCGGCUGUUUCACCUUGGGUAUAUCCGUUCUGUUUUAUAUUAAUAUUUAAUUGAUCAAUCCCAAAAUUUCGGCACCAUUAGUCAUGACAAGUCAGUACAGUGAUCACGCAACACUUUUUCCUCUAACGUAAAGCGAAAGGUCAAUUUGUGGAUGCGGCAUUUUAAUCGUCCCGGCGGUUCAUUUAUAAGCAACACGAGCGCACGGUGCGGCAUACCUAUAUAAACGGUACUCUGGAGUAGCUUCAGAUGAUCACACACCGUCACAUUUUGUUGACGAGAACGUAGUGAUUAACUAAAAGAAGACAAGUACUGAUUCCCUACUUCACCGCUCAUCUCCACUAUUAGUUAUCUGAUUUAUGACAUCCAGCGAUAUAAUCAGGAAUGCGGCAAUAUGGUACUCAGUAGCAACAAUAAGAUUGAGAAUGGUGAUGCCAUUCCUGCUGAUGCUAAUCCUACACCGGUGGUUAAUCAUAAUGGCACGAUUUCCGGUUCUGUGGCGGAUAUACUGAAAGAACGGUCUUCUCUGCAUAAUGCGGAUCAUGGCAGUGCUCGCGAUCAUGAACGACGCGCUUCCGUUACGACAUUUGCUUCCAGUGCCGGUGAUACUAAACGCUACGACGGCGUCUCGAUAACCACCGGUCGGAGUGGUCGGAGUUCAUUAUCACGCCGCUCCAGAAUCCUCGUGGGCUACUGUGUGGAUGAUCCGCGGACUGUCAAAGGGCGACGGAUCCAGAUGACCAAGAUGGUGUGCCUGGCAGGGAUUCCCAUUUUAAUUCUGAUUAUUCAGUCAGGAAUAUCCGUGUCGCAAGCCUUAACGGAGCAGCGCGUAUCCAAUGCUUUUAUCGCGCAACUGGAGUUUGCCAUUCAGACCGGAUACGCCGUACAUGCCUUAGGCCUGGAACGGGGGACGACAACAUUCUUUGUCGCAAUGCAAGAGAAAUCAUUGUUCGAACCAGUGAUGAAAAGGCGACUUAUGGUAGACGCGGCCUUAAAAAAUAUGACCCACUGGCCAGCCGUCAAGGAUGGUACGUUUGAGUUCGAAAAUAAACAGGAGCUAACUCUAAGAGUGCUGGUUAACCGCGUCUUUGUCAAUACGAGCACGCCGGAAGAACAGCUAACUUUCUUCACGGAUACUAUCAUUGCGCCAUUGUUAAGAUGGGUUGGAGAUGCUGUUAUCAAAUCGGAGUCCCAAGAACAACGCUGGCAGGAUUUGGUAGCAUAUUACACAUUUAUCAUUGCCAAGGAGGGAUUCGCAGCUGAACGCUCAUCAGGAACUGUAUUUUACGCCCGCGGAAAUAUGACGAAGAAGCAAUAUAAGUGGUACCUGGACAAACGAUCUCAGGGCAACGCCUUUUUAAACAAAAGCAUGCAGUUUAACCCAACGAUUCAACAGAUACUAGUGGACAAAUGGUACACGUCCGAUCUGGAAAAAAACGUUACACUGGAGCGUGUACGAAUCGAUGAAAAUAAUUAUGUUCCUGAUCUUGAACGUGGAAAUUUCUAUUACGACCAGAUGAGCAAAUUCCAGAGUGUUCUUUUUGACAUAGAAAACACUCUGACAAAAAAUAUUACAAAUACUUUAAAUGAUGCUGUGAGUGAUUCAGCACGGACAGUGGCGGCACAGCUCUUCGUGGUGAUUUUAGCGUGUUGUUUAUUCCCGAGCAUUAUCUUCUUCCUCACGCAUAUUACUGGCCAAAUACAGACCUUUGCGGCUGUGCUCCAAACGAAAAACGAAGAAAUUAUGAAAGAGAAAAAGCGAACGGAUGCUGUACUGAACCAUUUAUUACCUCGGCAAGUUGCGGAGAAAAUCAAAAGUGGUCAACCAGUAUAUCCGGAGAGUUACGAUCAAGUAACGGUUUUCUUCAGCGAUAUUGUUCAGUUUACCGACUUUAGCGCUAGCUCCACUCCACUUCAAGUUGUUGAUACUCUGAACAAAUUAUAUACAAUUAUGGAUAAACGGAUUGAGGCGUAUGACGUGUACAAAGUCGAAACAAUUGGUGACGCUUAUUUAUGCGUAUCGGGCUUACCGGAGCGCAAUGGGAACAAACAUUCGUAUGAAAUUGCCUGUAUGAGUCUCGAUCUUCUGAAAGAUGUUUCGGGAAUCCGAAUGCCUCACAAGCCGGAUUAUGAAUUACGAUUACGUAUCGGGCUGAAUACUGGACCGUGUGUUGCAGGUAUUACCGGGAUAAAAAUGCCUCGCUACUGCAUAUUCGGUGAUACCGUGAAUACAGCCAGCCGAAUGGAAUCGAAUGGAGAGCCGUUAAAAAUUCAUCUAAGCACAGCCACCUAUGAUGCAUUAACAUUUUUUAACAUCUUUGAAAUGGAACGGCGUGGAGAAAUGAAUAUCAAAGGAAAAGGCUUGAUGGUAACCUACUGGCUGAUGUCUAAAAAGGCAACCAAGAGAAACCUAUUCGGUCCGGAGGUCAAAGCCUAGAUGGAAGUUUAAUUGAUUGCUGUCGCGGCAAGGUCGCCUGGAGCAAUCCACGUAGUUUCCGGUCUGCCGCACGGACAUGCUGGGCUGAGAUCCUUUGCGACGCGCCGGUACUGAGUGUGCCUGUAAAUUUCGCUAAGAUUCGGCGAGGUUGUUUCACCGAUCAUAUUGUACAGUGAUGUCUAAUUUUGCGACACACAUUGUUCCAUGCUGGCGUGCCAUGUGACAUCGUUCGCAGGGCGCCGGCGUUCGUUCCACUCCCUGUGCCUUACAGCUGUGUUAAAUAGCUACAACACUAAAAGGAUCCGCAGCGGGAAACCUUUGAGAACCGGAAACAGUUUUAUGAAAUGCCUGUACUAAGUGAUUAUCAUCCACGUUACCAGUUCUUUCGUUCAUUUCGCAGAUUUUUCGGCAAAGAUUUAAUUUGCUUCUAAUAUUUUCGGUGCCUAAUUGUACUCUGCAGUACCGAACAAAAUGUUAUGCAAAAGAGUGUGUGAGGUCUUAUCACACUUUGCGAUGCUUGUGCGCUAUGGUAGGCGAUGUGCAAAAAUUUGUUACUUAGCGCACAAAUUUCUGUGAAUACUACAUGUAUUCAGAUUACACCGGUUGGUAUAAGAAUUGAAAAUCUCCAACCAACGGAUGCGAUGCAGGAUGCUUAAAUAUUAUUGCUAUAAGUCGAUGAUUAAUAAAAUAAUUUGAUGCCUUCAAAAGUCUCUAAGGUUAUCCAUGCAGUGCGCUUUUACUUAUUUUUGGUGACUAAAAAUACGAUUUG